AUGAGCCUGGGAGAUCUGGAGAAAGCUGGUUUAUCAUUGACUGAUGACGAACCGUUCCCAUUGAAUUCACACCGUUCCCUAAAAGAUGAACUUAAUCGAGAAAAACAUUCCGACUCAAAUCAAGAUUCUGUAAUAAUAAUAGAUGAGCUAGAUAAGGGACAUGUCGGUGAGAUUAAAAGAGGGUUGAAAUCAAGACAUGUUUCUAUGAUUGCUUUGGGUGGUACUAUUGGAACAGGUCUUUUCAUUUCAACAGGUGGAAUCAUUGCAACAUCUGGCCCUGUGCUAUCACUAAUUUCUUUUUUAUUCAUGACAACAAUUGCAUUUAGUGUUACCCAAUCCUUGGGUGAAAUGGCUACCCUCAUACCUGUUUCCGGGUCAUUUGCUCAAUUUGUAACUCGGUGGGUUUCCAAAUCUUGUGGAAGUGCAAAUGGUUGGCUAUAUUGGUUUAGCUGGGCAAUGACUUAUGCUUUGGAAUUAUCUGUGGUGGGCCAAGUCAUUGAGUUUUGGACUGAUAAAGUACCAUUAGCUGCUUGGAUUAGUAUAUUCUUUGUUAUCAUUUGCAUCUUCAACAUGUUCCCUGUGCACUUUUACGGUGAAGCCGAGUUCUGGAUCGCAAGUAUCAAGGUGGUUGCAGUACUUGGAUGGAUAAUUUAUGCCCUUUGUAUGGUUUGUGGUGGAGGAAGUAAGCCUGCAGUUGGAUUUCGUUACUGGAGACACGGGAUGGCUUGGGGUCCUGGAAUUUUGGUAAAGGACAAAGCUACUUCCAGGUUUCUUGGAUGGGUUUCCUCACUUAUAGCGCUGGCUUUCACUUUUCAAGGUACCGAGUUGGUUGGUAUUAGCGCGGGUGAAGCUGAUAAUCCAAGAAAAACAGUACCGCUGGCAAUUCGUAAGGUGUUGUUCAGAAUCUUGAUCUUUUACGUUCUUUGUAUGUUUUUUUUGGGAUUGUUGGUGCCCUAUAAUGACCCCAUGUUACAAAAUGGAAAUUAUACUAGCACUUCGCCAUUCAUCAUUGCCAUGGAAAAUUCAGGAACUAAAGUUUUGCCUCAUAUUUUCAAUGCUGUUAUUUUAACCACAAUUAUCCUGGCUGCUAACUCUAAUGUCUAUAGCGGAUCAAGAAUCAUUUAUGGUCUUGCCCAAGCGGGUGUAGCACCCAAGUUUUUCUUGAGAGUGAAUAAUGGAGGUGUGCCAUACUAUGCUGUUUUAUUUACAGCUGCUUUUGGUGCAUUGGGAUAUUUAGCUUGUUCAAACGAUGGAAAUAAAGCAUUCAACUGGUUAUUGAACAUUACAGCUGCGGCUGGAUUAAUCUGUUGGGGGUUUAUCUCAACAGCUCACAUUAGAUUCAUGAAUGUGUUAAAAAAGAGGGGGAUUAGUAGGGAUACAUUGCCUUACAAGGCUUUGUUCAUGCCAUAUAGUGCCUACUAUUCAUGUUUUUUUAUCUUCUUAAUUGUGUUGAUCCAAGGUUUCCUGGCAUUUUUCCAUGGAUUUGAUGUAACUAAUUUUUUCACUGCAUACGUUUCAGUGAUAUUGUUUGUUGUAUUGUGGAUAGCAUUCCAAUUGUUAUUCAAAGGUUUCAGCACUAAUCCCGGUGACUACUUAAUACCAUUGGAUGACUGCGACAUAGAUACAGGAGUAAGAGAAGUAGAUGAGAUUGAAUUUACGGAAAAAGAACCAAAGAAUCAAUGGGAAAAGUUUUGGUCUAUAGUCUUUUAA
Messenger RNA from Lodderomyces oxycetoniae, 1710 nucleotides. RefSeq names its product CAN1. Gene Ontology annotation, molecular function: amino acid transmembrane transporter activity. The coding region runs from base 1 to 1710 and encodes 569 amino acids. Gene Ontology annotation, cellular component: membrane. The transcript has a single exon. Lineage: Eukaryota; Fungi; Ascomycota; Pichiomycetes; Serinales; Debaryomycetaceae. Gene Ontology annotation, biological process: amino acid transmembrane transport. The record is from RefSeq and is a predicted model, not a curated record.